Zymoseptoria tritici IPO323 is the source of this 1854-nucleotide messenger RNA. RefSeq lists its product as uncharacterized. Gene Ontology annotation, cellular component: fungal-type vacuole membrane. The record is from RefSeq and is a predicted model, not a curated record. The coding region runs from base 1 to 1854 and encodes 617 amino acids. NCBI's taxonomy places the organism in Eukaryota, Fungi, Ascomycota, Dothideomycetes, Mycosphaerellales, Mycosphaerellaceae. Gene Ontology annotation, molecular function: alkaline phosphatase activity. The transcript has a single exon. Gene Ontology annotation, biological process: dephosphorylation.
AUGCCCUCCACAGGGCAAGACGCUCCCGUCCUUCACCGUCCAACCAGCCCUUCGAACUCCUCCAACAUCGAAGAAGAAGACGCCCUGCUCACAGGCCAGCGAACGGGGAAGAGUGAGCCCAGCCCGACGACACAUAACAGGAACAAAUGGCGGGAGAUAGGACUCUUUGUUUGGGCGGUUGUGGCGAGUGCUGUUGUGAUUGUGUUGGCGGUUUUCUACCAACAUAAUGCGCAGGGAGGGGAUACGGAUGGACGGAGUGGACAUGGGGGACAUGGAGGUCAUGGAGGUCAUGCUGGAAAGGCUCCUAUCGUCGCCGGGAAGAGGAAUCUAAUCUUCAUGGUCAGCGAUGGAAUGGGACCCACAAGCCUCGAGCUCACGCGGAGUUGGAGACAAUAUACGGAUCAUUUACCCUGGAACGAGACGCUCGAACUGGAUAAACACCUUAUCGGACAGUCGCGGACACGGAGUUCAAGCUCGCUGGUCACCGACUCCGCGGCGGGAGCCACAGCUUUCUCCUGCGGCGCAAAAUCCUUCAAUGGCGCCAUCUCCGUGCUCCCAGACUUCAGUCCCUGUGGAAGCGUCAUGGAAGCCGCGAAGAGGAUGGGGUAUACGACGGGUUUGGUGGUCACGACUAGGAUCACGGAUGCCACGCCUGCGGUGUUUGCGAGCCAUGUGAGGAGGAGAGAGAUGGAAGAUGAGAUUGCGUUGCAGAUGGUUGGGGAGACGCAUCCGUUGGGAAGGAUGGUGGAUCUCAUGAUGGGUGGAGGGAGGUGCCAUUUCUUGCCGCAGGGGAACGAGGGGAGUUGCAGAGAGGAUGAGGUGGAUGUGGUGAAAGCGGCGAAGGAGAAGGGAGGGUGGAAGUAUAUUGAUGACAAGGCUGGAUUCGAUCGUCUGGAUGGCGGGAAAAAAGUGGAACUUCCACUCCUCGCACUCUUCGCACCAGGCGAUAUCCCCUACGAAGUCGACCGCCGCUUUCAACAGGAUAUCUACCCAUCCCUGGAGAACAUGACCCGCACCGCCCUCCGUGCUCUCGCCGACGCCACAAAACACUCCGACCAAGGCUUCUUCAUCAUGAUCGAAGGCUCCCGCAUCGACCACGCCGGCCACGCCAACGACCCGGCGGCUCAAGUCCACGAGGUGCUAGCCUACGACCACGCCAUCUCGGCCGUGCUAGACUUCAUCGAACACUCUGACGUGCCGACUGUGAUGGUGAGCACCUCCGACCACGAGACAGGCGGUCUCGCCGCUGCCCGUCAACUGCACUCUCCCACUUACCCCGAGUACCUCUGGUACCCCUCUGUGCUCGCGGCCGCCAACCACUCAGCAUCCUACACCUCGCAUGAAUUCUCCGCUCACCACUCAGCGGCACCCAACGAGAAGCCGGAACAAUUCGCGGCGUUCGUCAAAGAUCUCGUCUCCCGCGAUCUCGGCAUUUCCGACCUCUCCUCCGACGAGGUCAAGUCCCUCCAAGACACCCCAAACCUGGCACCAUACAUUUUCGCCGACGUCCUCUCCCGCCGCGCACAAACAGGUUGGUCGACACACGGACACUCCGGCGCGGACGUGAACAUUUACUCUUCCUCGCCCGACGCCGCUGCGGCGUUGCAGGGGAAUCAUGAGAACACUGAAGUCGGCGGGUUCUUGCGGGACUACUUGGGCUUGGGCGAGGAGGUGGAGAAGGUCACGCGGCUGUUGAGGGAGCAUGCGAAAGGGAAGGCGGAAGAGGAGGUGUGGUUGGGGAGUGUACCCGAGGAGGGCGAGAGGUUGGAUGGACAGAGUCAUCGGGAAGAUGGGUAUCAUGGGGAACAUCGGACGAGGGCGGAGAAGAGAGUGUGUGCAGUUUGUGGAGUUUAG